Molecule: messenger RNA, 7852 nt
Organism: Seriola aureovittata
Lineage: Eukaryota; Metazoa; Chordata; Actinopteri; Carangiformes; Carangidae
Product: discs large homolog 1-like protein
Exons: 26
Coding region: 68-3814 (1248 amino acids)
Biological process (GO): chemical synaptic transmission; neurotransmitter receptor localization to postsynaptic specialization membrane
Cellular component (GO): postsynaptic density membrane; neuromuscular junction; neuron projection
Molecular function (GO): kinase binding
Source: RefSeq, a predicted model, not a curated record
GCGCCACACACACACACUCACACGCGCGCGCACAGAAGCACCGGGGAGGAAGACUGUGCGUGUCACAAUGCCUGUUCGACAAAAAGAUGCUCAGCGAGCCCUGGAGCUGCUCCAGCAGUACCGGGCCAAAUUAGAUCAGAGACAGCAGAACCAGAAUCGGACCAAACAGGGCCACCUGGAGGAAGAUCACCAGCUCCAGCAGUCUCUGGACAGAGUCAUCAAUGUCUUCCAAAGUCAGCUCUUUAGUGCUCUGCUUGAUAUCCAGGAGUACUAUGAGCUGACCAUCCUCACAGACAACAAGCGUUCUGGGGACCAGCUAGAUGGUCCAGGGGUCCUCUCUGCCUCCUGUAACUUGCCAGAACAACUCCCAGCCCAGCCACAGUCCUCCCCUGGUCCAGAGAGCCCGCUGGCAUCUCCGCCAGGAUCACCUCAGCCAAAAUCCAUUGCCCCCAAACCCAGGUCAAUCAAAUCCCCUGCCCCUCCAAUCCCAUCUGGAAUACCCCCCAAGAAGCCAUCUUCCCCAACAACACAGUCCAGUACACCUCAGUCACAGCCAGCCAAGGUCAAGUACCGUGCUCCUCUUCCUCCUGUCCAGUCUGGAGCCUCAGCAGCGGAGACUUUUAAACCCUCUUCUCCCUCUGCUGCCACAGUGAAUGGUGUAGAAACUCCCACUGGCUCCAUAAAAACACCUCCUGCAGUAUCACUGAAUGGAGCAAAGCCACAUCUGACUGCCACCUCUUCAGAAAGCUCCACCACCUCUACCAAUCCACCAAGCCUUCCUGCCGCUCCCGACCUCAACCUGGUGACUGUCUCAGCCCUCGUCUCCAGCACCAUUCAGGGAUUAAUGCCUCCAACUACUUCAGACAAACUCACUCCAACCAACACCACUCCUAGCACUGGCCCAGAUCUUGACAGAGUCACAGAUGCUGCAGUCAUCUCUACAGGUGUCACGACCAGCAGAGACCCAGGAUUAGGCAAAGUCACUCCAAGCACGAGUCCAGCUAGCCCCACCCAGGGAAAAUUUACCUUCAGCAGCCUCAGCCCCACAAGUCCUCCAGGGCCUUUGACUAAAGGACCUCAUUUGAGCCCAACCAGCCCCGGGUCAGUAAAAGUCACCUCCCCCAGCCCCAGGCCCGCUGCAAGCCCACUGACCCCCAACAAGAAGUAUCGCUAUCAAGAAGAGGACGGGGCGUCACCAGGCGCCCCAAAACUCCACCAACACCCCUGCCAUCAGCACCCAAUGGGAGUAGCCAGAGAGCUGAGGGAUGGAGGGACCCUGGGGAGGGAUGGAGGGACCCUGGGGAGGGAGGGGAGGGAGGGAAGGGAGGGGAGGGAGGCAAGGGAGGGAAGGGAGGGAAGGGAGGGAGGCACCUGGAGGAGAGAGGGAGGAGGCGCCGGGACCAUGGAGAGGGAAAGGGAACGAUCGCUGGGGAGGGACGGAUCUCUCGGUCGCCACGGUGACCUGCGGGGGGCCGAGCUGGUUCAGGUGGCAGAGCGGCAGCUGUCUCAGAUCCAGCACGUUCACGGAUACGUCACUCACACACACAUCACGCCUGUUCAGGUAGAAUCUCCUGAGGUUCCCUUUGAUGAUGAGGCGUGGCCUCACCCAGAGGGAGAGAGGCUGAACGAAGUUCCCGCCCCGCCUUUCUCCUCCCUCUAUUCACAAAGCCACGCCUACUACCAGGCCAACCCCCCCCCAGUGGUGGUCAACACAGACAGCGUCGACACCCCCCCAUAUGUGAAUGGAACAGAAGCAGACUAUGAGUAUGAGGAAAUCACACUGGAGCGGGGUAACUCAGGCCUCGGGUUCAGUAUCGCAGGAGGGACUGAUAACCCCCACAUCGGAGAAGACCCCUCCAUCUUCAUCACCAAGAUUAUACCUGGAGGGGCCGCAGCUCAGAAUGGACGACUCAGGGUGAAUGACUGCAUAGUCCGGGUAAAUGAGACGGACGUCAGGGAGGUGACCCACAGCGGGGCUGUGGAGGCACUGAAAGAAGCAGGAGGUCUGGUCAGACUGUGCAUACGACGCAGGAGGAGUCUCACUGAGAGAAUCAUGGAUAUCAAGCUGGUCAAAGGGCCAAAAGGUUUAGGAUUCAGUAUAGCAGGUGGAGUUGGAAACCAGCAUGUCCCGGGCGACAACAGCAUCUAUGUGACUAAAAUCAUCGAGGGAGGGGCUGCACACAAAGACGGACGGCUACAGAUAGGGGACAAACUUGUAGCUGUGAAUGCCUCCUGUUUGGAGGAGGUAACUCAUGAGGAGGCAGUGGCUGCGCUCAAGUCGACUCCUGACGUCGUGUACCUUCGUGUGGCCAAACACACCUCCCUUUUUAUCAAUGACAACUUCCCUCCGCCUGACGUCACAAAUUCGUACUCCCCACAUCAAGACAACCAUAUAAGCCCCUACAUGAGUGGCAGUCAGUCUGUAAGCCCUGCUCCGUUAACCACACCCAGAUACUCACCGCUGCCCAGGGCCAUGACCGGAGACGACGACGUCACCAGAGAACCCAGGCGGGUGGUGCUGCAGCGGGGGUCCACAGGUCUCGGUUUUAACAUUGUUGGAGGAGAGGAUGGAGAGGGAAUCUUCAUCUCCUUCAUUCUGGCUGGAGGUCCAGCUGAUCUCUGUGGGGAGCUACGAAAGGGAGACCGCAUCCUGUCGGUGAACGGUGUGGACCUGUCCAGUGCGACACACGAGCAGGCAGCUGCAGCUCUGAAGAAUGCAGGACAGACCGUUACCAUAGUAGCACAGUAUAGACCGGAGGAGUACAGUCGUUUCGAGGCGAAGAUCCAUGACCUGAGGGAACAGAUGAUGACCAGCAGUGUCAGCUCCAGCUCCACGUCGCUCCGCUCCACACAGAAACGCACACUUUACGUCAGAGCGUUGUUCGACUACGAUGGAAGUGCAUCUGAUCUGAGCGCGCCCAAUCAGGCCCUGCCGUUUCACUUCGGGGAUAUCCUCCACGUGAGCAGCGCUGGUGAAGAGGAGUGGUGGCCCGCCCGUCACCUCAGCCCCCCGCCCCCGAACUGCCCCGAAGUCGGGGUCAUCCCCAGCCGCAGGAGGGCAGAGAAGAAGGAGAGGUCGAGGUUAAAGACGGUCAGAGUGACGAGGUCUCAGGACAGAUCGGACCAGGAUGAUAAAGAGCUGGUAACCUCUGGCACCAGCGAUAGUGAGAGUAGUUCCUCUGGCCAGGAGGAGACCGUCCUCACCUACCAGCCUGUCAUGCAGCAGGAAGUUAAUUACACACGGCCAGUCAUUGUGCUCGGACCAAUGAAAGAUCGGAUCAACGAUGACCUCAUCUCUGAGUUCCCUGAUAAGUUUGGCUCCUGCGUCCCACACACAACGCGGCCGCGGCGAGACUACGAGGUGGACGGCAGAGAUUACCACUUCAUGUCCUCCAGAGAGCUCAUGGAGCGAGAGAUCCAGGAGCAUAAAUUCAUCGAGGCUGGACAGUAUAACAACCAUCUGUAUGGAACCAGCAUACAGUCUGUCAAAGAAGUCGCUGACAAGGGUAAACAUUGUAUACUGGAUGUAUCAGGGAAUGCGAUAAAGCGUCUCCAGAUGGCAGGCCUCCAUCCCAUUGCUAUCUUCAUUUGCCCACGCAACGUUGACAACAUCCUGGAGAUGAACAAGCGUUUCACUGAGGAGCAGGCGAGGAAGACUUACGACAGAGCGGUCAAACUGGAGCAGGAGUUCACAGAGUACUUCACUGCUAUAGUCCAGGGCUCGUCUCUAGAGGAAGUGUACUCGCAGGUGAAGCAGAUCAUAGAGGAGCAGUCUGGUCCUUACAUCUGGGUACCAACCAAGGAGCGACUCUGAAUAAACACACACAUACUACAUGAUCACACACACACAUCACUCUUUCAAUACUUCCUACUUCUCUGAUUUUCUAUUAUCAGCCUGCUUCCUCUCUCUCUCUCUUUCUCUCUCUCUCUCUCUCUUUAUCUUUCUUUCUCUUACAUGCACAUCACCACCAACACACACACACACACACACACACACACACACACACACAAAUACACACACACACACACACACGUGCACAAGCACAUAAAAUUGAACGAGGCUGGGACUAUCUGGGACUGCUACUUCCUGAAGAGGGAGGAGCUCAUGUCUGUCCAGCAGCCUAUUGGUGGAUCUUCCUACAGCUCAGUUCCUUAAUGUUUAAGGAGGUGGUUCAAAUCAAGGCAACAUGUACCAUUAUCUGAUUUGAUUUCAUUAUUGUUGUUCUUAUUGUUGUUGUCGUUGUUGUUUUCAUAUUAACGAAGGGUAAUGCAUUCAUGUAUGGGUUUGUAAUGAUAAUAUUGUCACCAAGAGGCAGACUUUUGCACGCUGUAGCUUUAAGAGCAUGUUUUUGGGACAAAAUCUUGAUCUCCCUCCCCGUCUGUCUGUCUUUCCUCAUGGCAUCGCUCCGGUUUCUCUCUUUCUUGUCUUUUUCUAUCUUUCUCUCAUAUCUCAUCCCUGGUUCCAAACUGUCAACAGUCUUUAGAAAACUUUAUAAUGUGCCCCAACAUUUCGGUUUAAAGGGUCAGAAUGAAACCAACAAUUCAGACACUUGCUAAUAUUUAUUGUAACAAGCAAAAAAAUCAGAAUUAAAAUAGAAAACUAAAUUAGACUGCAUUAAAUUAAACAUACAUGAUUAAUCACAUACAUGUUCAGAGCAGGAACAGCCAAUCAGAGAUCACCAAUUAAAAAGAUCAUUAAAAAUAACUUGUAUCACUCAGUGAUAUGUUAUGUUAUGUAAUUUUAUCCCUACCAACCUCAAUAUCUCAAAUAGUAAUUAACAUGUGAAAUUAACAACAACAAUCCAAUAUAUUAUAUUUAAAUUGGUUGUGAUUGAAACUAACAGAAACCCAAACUGGAGCAGAGAGGAAAUUCUCCAUCUGGUAGAUGAUCUACAAGCAAGAUAGAAUGUUAGCAAGGUAAAAUUAGAUAAGAUUUAAAUAAGAAAAGAAAAUAGAAGAUAAGCAGAAUUUAGUGCCACACUGACAGGUGGAAAUUGAUUGAUUGCAGUUUUAUUCUUUUUGACUAGUAACUCUGCAUGAAGAAUGUCAUAACAGAAGAAGAGGAAAAAGUAGUGUAAAAUCCUACUAAAUGUUCAAAUCAAAUGCACAUGCUUCAGCCAACAUAUUGCUCAUUAUGACCAAUAAUGUUUCGUACAAUCCCUCCAAAAGCAACUGCAUUAAUGAGUACUUUAUGUCAAAGGAAAUCAGUUAAUUUUUAAAACUAAUGGGUUUAUAGUGAAUGAUUGAUGAUUUGUUUUUCUUACGUCCAACAUAUGACUUUUGCUGCUUGAUAAAUACAGGUUCAGAUCCUCAGUUUAAGAAACUUGGGUUUGUAUCGCACAAGUCUUCAUCCCACAAUGGUUUUUCCUUCUUCCUCCUCCUCCUCCUCUUCCUCCUCUCUCUCUCUCUCUCUCUCUCUCUCUCUCUCUCUCUCUCUCUCUCUCUCAUGCCUUCAUUUCUCUCUUCCUCUCCACAUCCACACUCACAGUGUGACAUUAGUUGAACAACAGUGUAUCAUCGUCUUCAUCAACACUAUCAUCACAAUCAUAAUCAUCAGCAUCAUCAUUAUAGCUUACCUUCUUACUGUAGUUGCACUAAUGAGGGCUGGUUUCUUAAAAGCAUCUUUGUGACAGAGCUGAUACCAUCCCAGUGUUUCUGGUAUUGAUGGAUAUGUGAUACACUCACCUCUCCUUCAGCUAAUUCCCUGAGUUAUUCUGCUCAUUAGAACAUGCUGAAGAGGUCAGGAAACAUUUUUUGGUAAAAGGCAUUUGCAGUUAUCUCAUUUGCUGUAUUUCAUGCUAUUGUUGAGUAGUUAAAAACAUCAGAUGCACCCCUCUGGUGAAAGCUACUGUCAGCUACUGUAUUAGCUCUGCAGGUAACAGUUUCGUUUUUUUCAUGCUGGAUUUAUUUGAGCCAUCGGUCCCAGCACGUAUAAAAGACACCUGAAACUAGUGCCAUUUGUGACUGCAGGACUCACGACUUUACUUUGUGAUUGGUCAAAUACCAUUCCCUACACAAACCUUUGAGGAAAAAUCUAAAUGUUAUUUUUUUUACCCAUCAUCCAGCAGUGGGUUGUAUCUUCAAGGGUGUCUGCAGUUUGCCCCCAAAAAAUAAAAUGUUUGAACGGAGCUAAACUACCAUUUAAUUCCAGCGUUUCCACAGACUGCACCAAUUAUUGCUGUGGACUUAAAGGUGCCCAGGAGAUCUUUGGAUCAUAAACUUUAAAAUGCAGUGAGUGUUUUAUUUUGAGGAAUAGUUUUCCACUUCAUAGGUGCUACAACAUGCAGCUUUUGUCAGUCAUGUGACCUUCGCUUUUGCACAACUGUUGGCUGUAGUGGAGUUUUACCAGUCUAACUCACUUCACAAGUAACAUACUAUAUUAAACUUUACUUGCAGUGAACACUAAGAAAAAUAGAAAACUUGCUAUGUUGUACACAGUAAAACAUAGGCCUGGAUUGAAACCUAUCUUGAAAACGGCCAUCUUGUCUAUCAGUUUCGACACUGCAGCUGUUUUAUUGUCAUGUUUUUUGUUUUUUUUUAUCAAUUCACAUGUUGUGCUAAAUCAUUUUAGUAGCUUGAAUAGUGUUAUGGAGCAAUGUUUUCACCAAUGGGCCCCAGUUUUUUUUUUUUUUUUUAAAUCAUGCAUCUUGCCUUCGGUUUCAUGCUAUACCGCUGCUCGACAGUCGGUGGCAGGAUAAGCAGUGAAUGUAAACGUAACUUUUGUCUGUUUACACAAAAACUCCACACGGCAUCUUUAACGAACAUUCCAGCGAAGAAGAAAAGUGGAACAUGGCAGUCCGUGGAAAUCAGCCAAAUAUUUUAUCUUCCCAUGCAGAAAGUAGACGGAAGAUGCAAACCUCUGCUGGGUAACGGGUAAAAAAAAUGACGAUCUAGUUUUUACCUUAAAGUGGCUAUAGUUAAUAUUUUUAUGAUAACAAUGUAUCGAAUGAGCAACAAUGUGAAAAUAAUGUGACAACUGCUCAUCGUGAUGAACCUACAGAGAAUUAUCAUCUGAAUCUGCAGCUGUGCUCAGCCGUACAGAGCUUUAUAGUGAGUUUCAACUCACUAUUUAGCUGUCUUCAACUUUUCUGUUUUGGUUCACUGUCCCCGUUCUCAUCAGCUACUUUGAGCAAAAUACUAGCACUAGCUGCUCAGCACCAAACAGCAGGCAGAUACAGUUAGAGACCAGCUGGUGACACAGUGGAGAAUAUAGCAGCUAAAGAGCCAGAUAUUUCACUAAGAAGUCGGUGGAGACCAAAAACAGAGCUAAAGGAGCGUAAAGUCACAAACGGGGCUAAACCGAAACAAAUGACAAUAAUCUCUGUUGUCGAGUGAAACAUUCAAGAUACCAAGAUGCUUUUGGUGACACAGCCCCCUGUAUGGACCUUGUCAGCCAACCACUUCCCAUGUCCACCCUCAACCCCCCGAGGCGACUCCUCCAAGCUGACUGGAGACCAGAGACGUACAGAGAGACUGUUCUGUCAGCAGAGUAGCUCUUAGACCCAAAUAAUAAAUAGUUUUGACCACAUGUGUUUUGAAAGCUUUAAUAUCUCCUCACAGAAUGUUCAGCUAAACUAAAUUUCUGUCCAGCUAUAAUCCUCUGUAUGAAUCGAGUAGAUCAGUGGUGUUUGUCAGUUGACAGAACCAGACUCUCUGGGUGACUCUGGCUGUGUGUUUUAGCCAGGGGACCAUGCCACUGUCUGUUAGAGUAAAGCACUGAUGCAAAGAAUCUAUUACAGAGAUGGAUCUAUAUCUAACAUAUUAUAAUAUUUAUCCCUGCUCUAACUGCCUAUUUUGGUACAAAAAAAUAAAUAAAUAAAAGUCUUUAUUGAGAUUUACUGAAAUCCCUCGA